This is a messenger RNA of Salvelinus sp. IW2-2015, 3731 nucleotides long. RefSeq names its product class E basic helix-loop-helix protein 41-like. The record is from RefSeq and is a predicted model, not a curated record. Gene Ontology annotation, biological process: circadian regulation of gene expression; regulation of transcription by RNA polymerase II; regulation of neurogenesis. Gene Ontology annotation, molecular function: RNA polymerase II cis-regulatory region sequence-specific DNA binding; DNA-binding transcription factor activity, RNA polymerase II-specific; protein dimerization activity. Gene Ontology annotation, cellular component: nucleus. NCBI's taxonomy places the organism in Eukaryota, Metazoa, Chordata, Actinopteri, Salmoniformes, Salmonidae.
AGGGAUGAGGACCUCGCCCGCAGGAUGUUUGUGUUUGUGUGUGUGUGCGCGCUCCUUGCGCACCCUCUCCUUACACACCCGCUCCUUCCACGCACGCACGCAUACAUACGCACAACGCCUACUUUACGGUGUGCCUAUGUGCAUGCCGCAUUUGCUUCACAUUCACCUUUAUGUGGUCAAUGGGAAUGAGCAUAUUCACCGGCGCAUAAUAUAAUCAACUCUUAUUUCAGUUUCUUCACUAUAUACAUGUUAAAUCCAAUAGAAUAACAUGAAUUAGAUACGGUCCAAGUUUGCAUUGCCAUAGAAACGGGCUGUCGCGUAGACCAGGAAUAGCAAAGGUCUUAAUUACCGGACUUCGUGCUGGUGCAGUUUACACGUGAGUUGGAGCUGUUCCGACCGGAGUCGCGCGUGCGCUGUGCGCUGUGCGCUCUCGUACAAACGACUCGCAAAGUGGCAGUUCAGGAAACUAGACAUCAUUCUAAAGUGCAGCACUAUUCAGAACACUCGCCGUGCAACAUCUUCCCAAAAGCUUCUCUGCCUGCUGGUUUUGGAAUAAUACACAUUGUAAAGACAAAGAGGAAUACCAACAAGAGACAAGUUAUGGAUGAAAAAAUACCGCGUCUGCAGGACAGGCAAUUUAUGGAUCAUGCUGAUUUCUUAGGGGUGGAAUACUCCUCACUCUACAUGUGUAAAUCGAAAAGAGGGCUGAAGCGCGAAGAUGGCAAGGACGCGUACAAGUUACCACACCGAUUGAUAGAGAAGAAGAGGAGAGACAGAAUCAAUGAGUGUAUCGGACAGUUAAAGGAUUUGUUACCCGAACAUCUCAAACUGACGACGCUCGGGCAUUUGGAGAAAGCAGUUGUUCUUGAGUUAACUUUGAAGCAUUUAAACGCUUUGACUGCAGUCACUGAGCAGCAGCACCAGACGAUUAUGGCUUUUCAGAAUGGGGAUCUAUUGAUGAAAAUGCCCAUUCGCGCUGAUUUGGAUGCGUUCCACUCGGGGUUCCAAGCGUGUGCCAAAGAGGUCCUGCAGUACCUAAACAAGUUGGAGAACUGGAAUACAUGCGAGCAGCGGUGCGCGCAGCUCAUCAGCCACUUGCACAAAGUCUCGGCGCAGUUUCAGCCUGAGCCACUGCUCCAUCCCCAGCUACCUGUCAGAGACGCGCUCGACCGCGAUGGCCAAAAACCAGACAGCCAAGCCGGACAUGACCGCGUAUCAGUCAUACAGAGGAGCCAUGGAGAGCUUAACGAGAAUGACACAGACACAGACAGUGGAUACGGGGGUGAGGCGGAAAAGAAUGAUGGGAAGAAAGGAUGUGACCGGAGCAAACUGCAGGGGCCCAAGGCAGUAAAGAUAAAGCAGGAGUUCGAGGAUGACCGCGCUGCCAAAAAAACAAAGAUGAACUGGGCUGGAAACUGCACGACAAGCGCAGACGCGACCACCAGACCUGAUCUGGUCUUUAUGAAUUCGUUGAUGGGAAUAACUGGUGUGGGACAGCAGACUCCCUUUUGCAUGCCCUUUUACUUCAUAAACCCCUCGGCGGCAGCGUCCUACAUGCCUCUAUUUGACAAAAGUAACCUGGAGAAGUUUGUGUACCCAGCAGCAGCAGCGACGACGAUCUCAUCUCAGUUUCACUGGUUAUACCCCGGCCUCAACUCACAUGCGUCGGCAGCUGCGGCCGCAACAGCCGGUGUUUUUUCCCGCAUGUCGACAGAGAAGAUCUCUGGAUUCGGUUCCGACUCCAAGGACUCUCCCUCCGACGACAGUGACAUGUCAAACGUGGUGGAGCCGGGCUCACCUGAUGAGAGGGAAGACAAUCUUGAGAAUGAUGAAGAUGACGAUGAUGAUUAUGAUAAGGAAUUAGGGGAUGACUCCCCAGACAAUGAAAAUGACAGUACAUAAUUAAGGUGACAUUUUGAGAUUUUGUUUUCUUUCUUGUAAAAACUGGCUAAUUUAACUGUGUAUGUGUUAAAUUGAUGUGCAUUCUGCAUUUUAAGCCUAUGUUGUUUACGAUUCUCCGACAGCUGUUUGGUUUUACCUUAUUUUCGUAUUUUCGAUAGAUUUUUAUUGAUAUAGGAGUUUCGAGACAAGUUUCACAGUUAAAUUUCUCCUGUAUCUUGGCCAAGCAGGGGGAAGUUGUGACAGUGUGUGCCUUUUGCACUUAAUGCGAGAAUAAUCUGAAUGUUAAUCGACAGUGAUUGACACUAACAACAUGUACACGUCUGUUAUUACUAAAAUCAUAGGUUAUAUUGAGCUGGAGUUUUUCCAUUAACACAACCUUUAAAACUGCGAAUAUCAGUGCCAAAACAUCAAGACAAACAAUCUGCUUAUAAGCAAUAUUGCCCUCUGAUCCCCAAUCAGCUAGUGACUUUGGAUGUAGGAUGUUGUAACUGACCUACGCCGAGGUCAACAUUGCAGGUCAACAUUUCUGACUCUGACUGUACAGUAUGACUAAUUGUGAUAGGUGUGAUUUGAUCCAUGUCCUUGUUUAUGCACUAAAUGGGCCUCUGUAUAAAGUGCUUGAGAAAGUUACUUAGGUACCUCAAACCGAGAUGUCCACCCUGGAUCAUAGAUAAGCCCUAACUGGACAAAUGAUUUACUUCAUAUUAUGUAACUCCCUCUCCAUGCCAACACAUUUGGAUUUGUUUAUUUAGUCUUUUGGAAUUUGCAGUAACCCCCUCAGAUACAUUUUGCUGACUGCUGAUAUUUCGCAUAAUAUUGAAAGGAAGCACGUCAUUGGAAGAUGCUGUUUUAUGACAAUUGACAAUUAUAUCCCUGAUUGGUUGGCAUCUCUGCACACAUAAUGGGACACCCCGUGACCAGUCAGCUAAACCUCCAGCAAAAUUAUACUAGGCAUGAACUUUGAUAUUGAAUGUAACUACCUUUGUUUUUCUUAGCUCUGGAAGUUUCAGAGAUAAAGUGCACUUGUUUCUGCCUUUGAAAAAUCUCCCCGUUCCUUCCCAACACUUACUUUCCAACUAUUGUAGUCCAUCACUGUAUGUAUUUUUUUAAAUAAAAUUUUCUUGAAGAAAAUCAAUAAACUAGAGGGCAGAAACUUUACGCCAGACUGUAUAGACUGUGUAUGUGUUUGAAGAACAAGAUACUAGGCUACUACAGAUCACGAGGCUUUCUAGUGUUUUUGAAUAAACAUAAGCCACAAAUCAUAAUUAAUUUUGGGUUAUACGUCUUAUUGUAUUUAUAAAGCUACAUGAAACAACUUAUACUCCGCCCCUGAAUGAAGAAGAAGCUCUAGUAUCACAUUCUAAUACAUACACAAACUUACAUUCAGAUUAGGUGUAUGUAGUUGGAGGUAACUUUGGUCCGGUGACCAAAAGUUCUGAUAAAUGUCCUUUUAAAAUGUACAAUCCUUUUAUUUCUUGAGAGAUGUAUUCCUGCAAUUGUGAUGUUUAUCAUGUUUGAGUUUCUUGUGUGAGUGACUAGAUUUGAUUUGCAUAUCCAAUAUUGUUUAUUUUUUGCUUCUGUUCAGCAGCUCUUGCCUCAAAUCCAUUAUGUUUUCAACUGUCAUUAAAAGUGGCAUGUGUGUGUAAAUAGUUUUGUGAAUAUACUAUGGAAUAUAUGUCCGAUGUCAAUGUUAUAGAAGAAAGGUAGAACAACAACAACAACAAAAAGAUUGAACUGAGAAAUUGUUGCACAUUUCGUUAAUGCUUUACACAUAUAAUGUUGUAAAUUAUUGCUGACAAGUUGUAAAAUAAAUAUCAGACCAAAAACUA